AAUUUACUGAAGGGAGCAUUUUUUUCUGUUGCCUUGGUAGCGAUUACCGAAAAUCCAUCAGACAGACAGCCAGCCACGUAGUUUGCUAACUAAAUAGAUUACGAAUGGACGUUAAAGAGCGAAGUGAGUUCUUGACUAAUUUUAAGUCAUACGAAAAUAAAGUCAGAGAAAUAUAGCAACGAUUGCUCAGCUAGGAUAUAAUGUUGAAAUGCUAACGUUAUCUAAUGUAUUGUGCAAAUGUCUUGUCUUUUUGAAAGAUCUGCUGGGUGGUGGAGAAAACAUCGUUGAAAUGGUGGAUUUGGAUGAGGAGAAUUUUGCUGUUUCAAAGUAUGUGUGCGUGUGUCUGUAUGUCUAUGAGGAAGUGAGUGAAUGAGGUAACGUUAAUUUAGAAGAUAAUGGUCAUUGUUUAUAUGUUAGGUUGCUGACUGAUUUAUUCUCCCCAGCUCAUCAGAUGCAGAUGCAGCCUUUGAUGCUGUCAUUGGGAGUAUUGAAGACAUCAUCAUGGGUAAAUUGGACAAAACAUUUUUUUUUUUGUGGUCUAGACAUGUUUCAGUUUAUCAACGUUAAAUGGAUAGCUCGCUAAUGUUACUCCAUUUUCUACUCAGAGGACGACUUCCAGCACAUGCAACAGAGCUUCAUGGAGAAACACUACCUGGAGUUUGAUGACUCAGAGGAGAACAAACUCACCUAUACACUCAUCUUCAACGAAUAUGUAAGGCACUAUACUCUGUUCAUCUGCCUCCCUCAUCAUCAACUGUCAAGUAAGGUAGAGGGUCUUAAAAAACUAUAUGUGAAAGUGUCAUACAUAUUCUGAUGUUUACUUCUACCUCCUCAGAUUGAGCUGCUGGAGAAACAACUUGAGCAGCAGCUGAUGGAGAGAAUUCCCGGUUUCAACAUGAGCACAUUUACCCAUUUACUCAAGUAUGUAAACCAUUUCCACUCAGGAGUAAUUUUACAUGCCACUAAGUGGUUACCAACCUUUUUUGGUUACUGUACCACCAACUUGCUCUUCCAGUAAGCCUAUGGUCUCAUGAGUCUUCACAAGUACCCCCAGGGGUCCUAGCACCCCUCGUUGGGAACCACUGCAGUAGGUGGCACAUUGCCCCUUUUAAACCAAAUACCUCACUGUAUUUGUUUCUCAUUUCACAAAAAUACAUUUUCUCUCUCUCUUUUUUAUGUUUCAGGCAGCACAAAGACGAAGUGUCAGGAGACAUCUUUGACAUGUUGCUUACUUUUACAGACUUCAUGGCCUUCAAGGAAAUGUUCAUUGAUUACAGAGCAGUGAGUAAAAACCCAGAAUGUUUGGAAUUGGAUGUACAUUAUAACAGUAUAUUUUAGGAUCUGUACUAGUGAUUUGUUGAGAGAAAAUUGUAGAGGAUUCUGCCUCUUUGUGGUUGUGUGAUGUUGUCUCCGCACCCAUGCCUCCUCUGUCUGCAGGAGAGGGAGGGCAGAGGGCUUGACCUAAGUGAUGGCCUAGUGGUGAGGUCUCUCAGCUCUACAUCCUCCAAACCCAUCACCUCCAGAACAACAACAGAACUGAAGUAACUAAUAAAGAGUCAUCCCCAAACACACGAACAUACGCAUUGACCAAUAGUGCACUGUGCAGCUGACAACAGAACAAAAUUGUUCGUCUUGCCCAUGCCCUCCAUUCAUAGGGGACUACAUGUUAGCUCAUUUUGAACAUCUGUCUUUUUCCCAGCUUUUGUAUUUGAACUGUUGCAGGUUUGCAAUGGGAAUGGUGUCAGUCAGGUUUGUCUUUAUUUUGCAAUAUUUUACGUAUUGCCUUUCUCUGGUUAAGAUAGACACCUUGGUCCUCACGGUGGGGUACAAUUUUUUUUAUUACAUUUGUGAACUCAAUGACUUGUUGAGUUUUGUGCCUGUUACAUUAGUAACACGAGUGUCUGAAGUUUUCUUAAACGCCAAAAGGUGUUUUUGUAGGUCAAGCAUUUUAGACAGACUAAACAGUAGCCUAGUUACUCAGCCCUUGGCAUUGAUGGUAAGGAGGACUAUAUGCACCAGCAAUGGGAAAACACUUUAGAAAUGUUUUCCCCCUAAUCCUGAUUGUACUCAUAGCCCUCCACAACAAACAGUAUAUGAAGCCUGAAAGAAUAAACCUGGUACAUUCAGCCCUAGACUGUUUGGUCGUUGGUGCUUUCUCAGAUCCUUCUUUCUCAUUUGAACCAAUGGGAUCCCUUUCUGUAAAAUAAUUUCAAUAAUAUUAGUACAACAUUUGUCCUAUGUAGUAGUCUUAUUGAGAAUAAUAUUAAGUGUUUUAAUGAAAUGUAUUUAUGUCACUGGUUUGUACAUAGUCUUAUGUCCGUCCCAUUGCCUGUAAAUAAGAGUGUGUUUCAAAUAAAG
Messenger RNA from Coregonus sp. 'balchen', 2358 nucleotides. The record is from the annotation of a GenBank genome assembly. NCBI's taxonomy places the organism in Eukaryota, Metazoa, Chordata, Actinopteri, Salmoniformes, Salmonidae.